Messenger RNA from Alnus glutinosa, 2877 nucleotides. RefSeq names its product G-type lectin S-receptor-like serine/threonine-protein kinase At2g19130. Gene Ontology annotation, biological process: protein phosphorylation; recognition of pollen. Gene Ontology annotation, molecular function: ATP binding; protein serine/threonine kinase activity. Lineage: Eukaryota; Viridiplantae; Streptophyta; Magnoliopsida; Fagales; Betulaceae. Bases 76 to 2463 code for a protein of 795 amino acids. The record is from RefSeq and is a predicted model, not a curated record. The transcript has a single exon.
UCCACAAAACACGGCAACAAAAACUAAAUGCUGAAGGGCGUCAGUUGACUCUAUCAGCAAAAAUUCUUUGCAACCAUGGAUACCAAGAAGAAUCCAUGGCUCAUGCUUUCUCUUCUCUUCCUCGGCUUAUCUGUCAACAGCCGUAUUUCCCUUGGAGCUGACACCAUCUCUGCCAACCAAUCUCUCUCUGGUGACAAAAGCAUUGUGUCUGCACGUGGGAACUUCGUUCUGGGUUUCUUCAAACCAGGUAACUCUUCUAAAUACUACAUAGGCAUGUGGUACAGUACUAGUAUAGUCUCAACCCAAACCAUUGUUUGGGUCGCAAACAGAGAUAAACCAAUCUCUGAUAAGAGUUCUUCUGUGUUAAGAAUCUCGGAUGGUAAUUUGGUUCUCUUCAAUGAGUCCCAAAUCCCAGUUUGGUACACAAAUUUGACCUCCACCACUUCAUCAAGUCCUGUAGAAGCUGUUCUUCUAGAUGAUGGAAAUCUUGUUCUGAAUGAUGGGUCUAAUUCAUCACAACAUUUAUGGCAAAGUUUUGAUCACCCAGCUCAUACAUGGCUUCCUGGUAGUAAGAUUGGAUUGAACAAAAUUACCAAUGAAAACCAACGCCUCAUUUCUUGGAAGAAUGAGAACGAUCCUGCACCAGGACCCUUCAAUCUUGAUAUACACGGAUAUACCAGUGACUAUUUUAUUCGGUCGAAUAGGUCCAUUCAGUAUUGGACUAGUGGAGCUUCGGAUGGGUCGAUUUUUAGCAUGAUUUCUGAUCUGCAACCCAAUUAUAUCUACAACUUCAGUUAUGUUAACAACACAAAUGAGAGUUAUUUCACCUAUUCUCUUUACGAUCCUUCCAUCAUUUCUCGAUUCGUGAUGGAAGUUUCUGGGCAGAUCCAGCAAAUGACAUGGUUAGAAAAUACCAAUCAGUGGAAUUUGUUUUGGUCUCAACCGAGAUCACAAUGUGAGGUUUAUAGUUUUUGUGGGGCUUUUGGUAGCUGCAACAAAGAAUCAAUGCCUUUUUGUAGCUGCUUGAAAGGUUUUGUUCCUCAGUCGCAGAACGAUUGGAAUUUGUCAGAUUAUGCUGGUGGGUGCAUGAGGAUAACUCCUUUACAGUGUAACAAUACCAAUCUUACUAAUGGGUACGAAGACAGGUUUUUACCAAUUACCAGCAAGGUAUUGCCUGCCCAACCACAAUCUUUUGGGAUUGGAAGUGCUGCAGAAUGUGAAUCCGCCUGCUUGAAUAACUGCUCUUGCACUGCUUAUGCGUAUGCUAAUGCAAGUAAUUAUUGUUCGGUUUGGUUUGGAGAUCUCUUGAAUCUUCAACAACUCUCAGGAGAUGAUCCUAUUGGGAGAACUCUAUAUCUCAAACAUGCAGUUUAUGAUUUCUCAAGUAAAAAGAAUAAUAAGGGGAUGAUUGUUGGUGCUGUUGCCGGCUCAGUUGCAUGGGUAUCAAUUCUGCUAGGCCUUUUUAUAAUCCGUAUGCGAAGAAAGAGAGGUAUUGAAACUGGAAAAGAAGUAGAGGGUUCAUUGGUGGCAUUUGGGUACAGAGACUUGCAAAAUGCGACCAAGAAUUUCUCGGACAAGUUGGGCAGAGGAGGCUUUGGUUCUGUUUUCAAAGGGACGUUAUCUGAUUCAACAGUCAUAGCAGUCAAGAAACUUGAAAGCAUCAGCCAAGGAGAGAAGCAAUUCCGCACAGAAGUCAGUACAAUCGGGACAAUCAACCACGUAAAUCUUGUUAGGCUUCGUGGGUUCUGCUCUGAAGGUUCGAGAAAGUUGCUGGUCUAUGAUUAUAUGCCAAAUGGCUCGUUAGAGUCUUAUCUUUUCCAUGAAAAGUUUUUGGACUGGAAAACAAGAUACCAGAUUGCUAUAGGGACAGCAAAAGGGUUGGAUUAUCUCCAUGAGAAGUGCAGAGAGUGCAUCAUACACUGUGACAUAAAACCAGAAAACAUUCUUCUAGAUGCUUAUUUGUGUCCAAAAGUGGCAGAUUUUGGCCUGGCAAAGCUUGUCGGGCGGGAAUUCAGCCGAGUCCUGACAACCAUGAGAGGCACAAGAGGUUAUCUUGCUCCGGAGUGGCUUUCGGGGGUGGCCAUUACAGCCAAGGCCGAUGUUUACAGCUAUGGAAUGAUGCUUUUCGAAUUUGUCUUGGGAAGGAGAAACUCUGAGCCAUCUGCAGAUGGCAAAACUACAUUCUUCCCAAUUCAGGCUGCAAGCCUCAUCGCUAAAGGGGGCGAUGUACUUAGCCUAUUAGAUCCCAGGUUGGAGGGAAAUGCUGACGUAGAAGAGCUCACAAGAGUUUGUAAAGUUGCUUGUUGGUGCAUUCAAGACGAUGAAACUGACAGGCCAACGAUGGGUCAGAUAGUUCAUAUCCUCGAGGGAGUUUUAGAUGUGAACCUGGCCCCAAUUCCAAAAUCUCUCCAAGUGUUUGCUGACGAUCAGGAGCAAAUAGUUUUCUUCACCGAGUCCUUCUAAUGCCAAAGUUCACAGGCACGGAGCAACGCUUCAACUGCUUCCUAUCAGUCGAAGAGUCCCGUGUCAUUUUAUGACAUCUUGAGCUGUUAUAUGUUUGGUAACGAAUGACAUCUUGAGCUGUUAUAUCUUGAGAGCAAUCAAAGGAUGACAUCUUGAGCUGUUAUAUGUUUGGUAACGAAGGCAUUUUCUCAUUUUUGUUCUUUUAAAUUUAUGUCCUAAUAAUAACUGUUACAUAUGGCUUAUAUUCUUCUGGAAGGAGUGUUUGUGUAUUCCAUAUGGAAGCAUUGCUUCAAAAUCUCAAAUAAUGCAAUUAGCUAUAUCAUUUUAGUUAAACUAACGUGACCACAUCAAUCAAGUCAAGAGUAACUUGAUGGGGUUAAGGUUUAGUUUGAAUUAGGAUGUACCUAAAUGUGU